This is a messenger RNA of Abrus precatorius (Indian licorice), 3968 nucleotides long. RefSeq names its product nucleolin 1-like. The record is from RefSeq and is a predicted model, not a curated record. Gene Ontology annotation, molecular function: RNA binding. The transcript is spliced from 29 exons. NCBI's taxonomy places the organism in Eukaryota, Viridiplantae, Streptophyta, Magnoliopsida, Fabales, Fabaceae. The coding region runs from base 711 to 3080 and encodes 789 amino acids.
CAGAGAAAGAAAUGCAGUGUGUCGCAUUGGCGGGCGUUGUUUGUCUUGUUCGCGAGGCCGAAACCCUUAUAACCAAACCCAACCAAAAAAAGUGGCUCUAAUCCUGUGUUCUCGUCACUUGCCACUCUUUACUCAAAAACCAAAAUGGACGAUAAAUCAGAUCCUAAAGCUGAUGCUACUGCAACGCCACUUCCCCGAAACGGAAAGAGGGAAGUUGAGGGUGUAGAUGAAAAGCAAGUGAGUGCAAAGAAGCAGAAGAGAGAAGAAGUCGCUGAGGAGCAAAAGAACAUUGAAGAAGUUAUUUCUGAUGAUUUCUUUUCAGAUUCUGAGCCGGAUAAGAGGAAUGUGUAUAUUGAUUGUGACAAUUCUGAAAAAAGUGAUGAAGAAGCACAAGAGAAAAAGAUGGAAGUUUUGAUGGAUGCUGUGUCAAAUGCUCAGGGACGUGAUUUAAAAUUGUUUGAAAAUGAUCUUUCUAGUUAUAAUUCAGAUGAGGAUGAGGAUGGCUCUGAUGUUAUUGAAAAGCUACAUAUGAUUGCAAAUCCGCUAUAACUACUCAGGAAAGUGUGAUCAUUUCAUAUUGCAUUUGCCUAAAUAUGCUAAAUGUUCAUUUGUUAUGACUUAUUGGAAUACAUAAUGGACUUGGGUGAUCGAUGUUAGGGAUGUGAAGAUGCUUGGUCUGUAAUUGAACAAUACCAAAUCAGUCAUAUAACAUGUUGUUUCCUGGAAUUUCGCAGCCUAAAACGCUAGCUACUCCAAAAGAAGAUGAUGCAUCAAAGACAAUAUAUACUGGAAACUUGUCAUACAGUGUGGAACGGGCUGAUAUGGAGGAUCUCUUCAAAGAGUGUGGAGAAAUUGUUGAUGUUCGUCUACAUACGGAUCAUGAAGGGAGGUUUAGAGGCUUUGGACAUGUUGAGUUUGCUACAGCUGAAGCAGCACAAAAAGCUCUUCAGUUGAAUAAUACAGAAUUGUUGAGAUGUCCUAUCAGAAUUGAUAUAGCUCAAGAAAAGGGAAAAUCUAACCCCAAUAGAAGCAGUUGGAGAUUCCAGAAGUGUGAAAGGAUUCAGGGCAUCAAAGGUACACAGAGUUCGGAGUAUUGUGAGGAAGAAAUUGAGGGAAUAGCUUCCAAAAUUCCUUGGGAAAGUCCAAAAAUGCUAGCUACUUGGAAAGAACAAAAUGAUACAUCAAAAACAAUAUAUGUGAGAAACUUGUCAUACAGUGCGGAACGGGCUGAUAUGGAAAUUCUUUUCAAAGAGUGUGGGGAAAUUAUUGAUGUUCAUCUAAAUACGGAUCAUGAAGGGAGGUUUAGUGGCUUUGGACAUGUUGAGUUUGCAACAGCAGAAGCUGCACGAAAAGCUCUUGGAUUGGAUAAUACAGAAUUAUUGAGACGUCGCAUUAGAGUUGGUAUAGCUCAAGAAAAGGGUGAAUAUGCUUCCAAUAGAAGAAUCUGGACCAACACAUUCCAGAAAAGUGAAAGAAUUCAGCCCAUCAAAGGUACAGAGAGUUCAGAGUCCUGUGAGGCAGAAAUUGAGGGAAAGGCUUCCAAAAGUCCUUGGGAAAUUCCUAAAAUGCUUGCUACUUUGGAAGAAAAAAGUGCUCCAUCAAAGAUAAUACGUGUCAGAAACUUGUCAUACAGAGUGGAACGGGCAGAUAUAGAAACUCUUUUCAAAGAGUGCGGGCAAAUUGUUGAUGUUCGUCUAAAUAUGGAUCAUGAAGGGAGGUUUAGAGGUUUUGGACAUGUUGAGUUUGCAACAGCAGAAGCUGCACAAAAAGCUCUUGAAUUGGACAAUACAGAAUUGCUGAGUCGUCGCAUUAGUGUUGGUAUAGCUCAAGAAAAGGGAGGGUAUACCUUCAAUAGAAGGAUUCAGCCCAUCAAAGGUGCAGAGAAUUCAGAGUACUGCGAGCAGGAUAUUGAGGGAAAAGCCUACAAAAGUCCUUGGGAAAAUCCUAAAAUGCUUGCUAGUUGGAAAGAAAAAAAUGAUCCAUCCAAGACAAUAUGUGUUAGAAACUUGUCAUACAGAGUGGAACGUGCUGAUAUGGAAAUUCUUUUCAAAGAGUGUGGAGAAAUUGUUGACGUUCAUCUACAUACAGAUCACGAGGGGAGGUUAAAUGGAUUUGGACAAGUUGAGUUUGCGACCGUAGAAGCUGCACAAAGAGCUCUUGAUUUGGAUAAUACAGAAUUGUUGAGACGACGCAUUAGAGUUGGUAUAGCUCGAGAAAAGGGUGAAUAUACUCACAAUAGAAGUAACUGUAGCAACUGGAGCAAUUCAUUCCAAACGAGUGGAAGAGUUCAGGCCAUGAAAGAUACAGAUCAUUUGGAGGACUGUGGAGAAGAAAUUGAGGAAAAAGCCUGGAAAACUCAGGAAAGUCCUACAACACUAGCUACUCCAAGAGAACAACAUGCUGCCUCGAAGACAAUAUUUGUUGGAAACUUGUCAUAUGGAGUGGGACGAGCUGAUGUGGAAUAUCUUUUCAAAGAAUGUGGAGAAAUUGUUGAUGUUCGUCUACAUACCGAUCAUGAAGGGAGGCCAAGAGGAUUUGGACAUGUUAAGUUUGCAACAGCUCAAGCUGUACAAAAAGCUCUUGAGUUGGAUAACACAGAAUUGUUAAGACGUCCCAUCAGAGUUGAAUUGGCUCGAGAAAAGGGUGAAUAUACCCACAAUAGUAGGAACAACUCAUUCCAGAAGAGUGAAAGAAUUCAGUCGCUAACAGUAUUUGUUAAGGGUUUUGAUAGAUCCCUUGCAGAAGAGAAGAUAAAAGCUAGCCUGGAAGAGCAUUUCAGGUCUUGUGGAGACAUUGCAAGGAUAUCAAUUCCAAAAUUUCAUAAUUCCGGGGAUGCUAAGGGGUUUGCUCACUUGGACUUCAAGGAUGUUGACAGUGUGAAGAAAGCUCUACAUCUUGAUCAAACUGAGCUGGGAGGUUAUCCCUUGUCUGUUGAAAAAGCAAAGCCUCGAUGUGAUAAUCAGCGUAGAUGUGGUGGUAGUCGUCAUCAGUUUGGUGGAAGGGAUGGAAGUGCUUAUAAUGGUAGAGUGGAUUGGGGGACAAGUGGUGGUGGUUGUGGGUGGCAUUCUUCAUUUUUCUGAUGCAGGCUCAGGACCUUAUAAUAUGCUAUGUUCACAAGGCCAAAUUUUCUUAUAAUGUAAAUAAGCACCAGUUUCUUUCUCAACCUCGUGAAGCUCAGUGGCAUGCUAUCAAAACCUGUCACUGUUGGAGAUGGCAAGGUUUAGAGCAGAGAGCUCUGAUACCAUGGAAGAGAAUAGAGAGUAAAAAAUGUAUUAUAGAGUGAAGAGUGAGUUAAAGAAUCUCGAAUUAUGGUUCCCCAUCAUCAAGAUGAAGUUUCUAGAAAAAGGAACAAAUGUUCAAAGAUAUACUCCAAGCAUUGAGGAAAGGAAAAAAAAUUCUAUUUUGAUUUCUCUAAUUUCUCGCCUUGUGUUGGUGACUUUGUCUCCUUUGGUUCUAUUGAAGAUAGACGGGUCUUCUAGCCCUUAACAUCAAAACCUUGCUGUAAAGAUCCUUGUACGACCUUGUUCUUCAUGUGGGAGGAGUUGAAUUUAAUACUCCUAUAUUCAUUCCUUGAUGAGAAACAAAAUGAAUUCUAAUGGGGUAGACAAAGUUGUGGGCCAUUGGUGGAGACCUUCACGAUUCACUUGAUGAUGUUGCUGAACUUAUUGAAUUGGCUAAACUUGAUCAAUCCGACUUCUAAGUUAUGCUUUUAUUGAAUGUGUGAAUGAGGGAGAUGAGGAUGAUACAGUUAGAAAGAGAAAGUGAAUAGUAGGCAAUAGAGUAAGACUUCUUUGAAUCCACCUAGAGAUACUUUUUGUGACUUUCUAACAUGGUUUAGACGAAAGUAUGUAAAUUUUCGGCGUGCUCGCAAGGGGAUAUGGGUGGGGAAAUAUAUAAUCUCAUGUAUUUCUUUGUAAAAUGUGAUUAUCAUCAUCUAUUGAUAAAGUUAUGCAAUAUAGUACAUUUAU